Molecule: messenger RNA, 1543 nt
Organism: Pocillopora verrucosa
Lineage: Eukaryota; Metazoa; Cnidaria; Anthozoa; Scleractinia; Pocilloporidae
Source: RefSeq, a predicted model, not a curated record
UGUACAAGUCCGUUACUAUGGAAAUGGUACUACAUAUGACGUGGCAGUUUCUCAGACUCUAAAUAUCUAUUUCUCUUUUCGGGUGCCUACGUCUUACUGACUGUUGAUUUAGCACCUCUAAAGGAAAGGCAAAGAAUAACACGUCUAUAGGAACGACUCUGGAGAGGAACAUGUCUUUUUCAAACAGAAGCGUUUCCCCUGGGCAACGAUCGAACUCACCUGUGGCGUCUAAUUGUGAAAUAGAGCUUCAGGAAAACCGUCCUACCGAAGUAGAAGAAAAGCUCUUCCUUACCACAAAGAAAACUAAAGCGACCAUUGACGGUCAAGAGCAACUGAAAGGUAUUUCAAUCAGGAAUAUGAGCAAUGGUAAUGGUUUGCUGCAAACUGAUGACGAGAAGAGCGGUACCAGCCGAGGUCAGAGAUUGUAUCGUGUGGCUCUGCUGGCUAUGUGUUUCCUCUCAGCAGUUUCUCUUGGGCUCACCUUGCUGAUGUUGUUUGGUGUGCUCCACGUUGGUUCACCCCAAUGUACCUGCUCUGGAGAAACAGAAAUAUUAGAACUUAAGAAGAAUCUAGAAGACUUGAAAAGGAACCUCUCGGCUCUGAGAGAAUCUUUGGUAGGUAAAAAAUUCUGCGUUAUAUUAGGGAAAAAAAUUCAACGAUGUAAAUCUCAUCACGAGAUACUUCCACUUCUGCUGGAAACUAAAACAAAACCUCGAGUUAUUAAAAAGGAGUUGUUGAAUGUCGAAGACAAAUUUUCCAAAGGUUUAGAGAAUCUGAAGAAAAUCAUCACAAAGGUGGAAAAGAAACUGGAAAAUGCGACAGUUUUAAAGAAAAUUCUGGAGAAGGAAGUUGCCGAGAUUAAAAUGGAGUUGUUGAAUGUUGAAAACAAAGUUUCAAAAGGUUUAGAGAAUCUGGAGAAAAACGUUACAAAGGUGGAAAAGAAGCUGGAAAAUGUGACAAUCACAUGGCCACUGAGAUUCAACAAUUCUAAGAGUGAUAUUAGACUUGCCGGACCAGCCGGACCUGCCGGACUUCCAGGAUAUAAUGGUACUCAGGGCCUUGCAGGACCGCCUGGAUUACCUGGUCUACAGGGCCUUCGUGGACCAACUGGGUACAAUGGCACCCGCGGCCCACCUGGACCUGGGGCCAGUUCCUGUAUUUACAAUACUAACUCCAGCGCUGGAACGCCAGUAGGCGUGGCCGCUAGGCAAGAAGUGCAGGUGAUAGAGUUAAACAACACGACAUUUAUUGGUGUAAACUGUGGUACAAAUGACGCAAAAGUUGCUAUUUUAUCAAGCACCAUCUCAGGUGGAAAGAGAACCUACAAGUGUUCUUGCAAAUUUGGCCUAGCAACUGGAGAAUCAACUAUGUUUUGCUAUAUCCACUACUGGGAGUGUCAGUCCUAAAUAGAAAAACGUUUAGUCGUUUGUUUAACAGGGCCAUUUGUAAAGACAAUAAUAGAGUGUUUUACCAGAAACGAGAUGAAGAACAAUUUAGGUAGUUUAACAUGAGUGCUGUAAUAUUAAAAACUACCCUGACUACG